AUGUCUUCUAGUGGGCCUCCAACCAUCCAGUUCCAACCUCCCGGUUCAGAUGACCUGGCCUUCUGGGAGAGGGUUGCUGCCGAGUUUCGAAACAGAUUUGGCAACAUGACGUCCACAGCGUCUACUGCCACGCCGUUUCGGCAUGCCUUCGAGCAACGCGUCGUGGACAUGUCCAUGCCAAAAAGUGAUAUCAAUGCCUUGAUAUUAGACUACCUCACCAUGGAGGGGUACCCUCAAGCAGCUGCCAACUUUUCUAAGGAGGCAAAUCUGCAGCCCAUGCAAGAGGACCCUGCUAUCAGAGCCCGUCAGGAAAUCAGGAGUUUGAUCCACCAAGGACACAUCCAGGACGCCAUCGAGUCUCUCAAUGACCUUGACCCAGAGAUCCUGGACCAAGAUGCCCACCUGCAUUUUGCGCUGCUCAGGCUCCAGCUUGUAGAGCUGAUUCGCAACAGUAGCGAUGGUGACAAGAAUGUGAUGACUGCUAUUCAGUUUGCGCGCGAUCAGCUUGGUCCUAGGGCUUCGCGACAACCUGCUUUCCUGAAGCCGCUUGAAAACACUAUGGCCAUCCUGCUGUAUCCCCGAGACAGCUUGAAGCCCGAACAGGCGGCCAUCAUGCAUCCUAAUUUGCGGAGGGAGGUCUCCGAUAUGGUCAACAAGGCCAUCCUGCAUCGUCAGACGCAACGGCGCGAGGCUGCCAUUCGGCACCUUGUGAAAAUUCGUGCCUGGGCCGAGGAGUCGGCGCGGAGCUCUAGGAAGAACCUACCCGACCGGAUAGAGCUCGGGUUGAACGGCGAGGACAGCUCCCAUGAGAAUGGAUCCGAACCCAUGGUUACGAACUAG
Diaporthe citri is the source of this 840-nucleotide messenger RNA. RefSeq lists its product as uncharacterized. Gene Ontology annotation, molecular function: protein binding. Gene Ontology annotation, cellular component: nucleus; cytoplasm. Gene Ontology annotation, biological process: proteasome-mediated ubiquitin-dependent protein catabolic process. The coding region runs from base 1 to 840 and encodes 279 amino acids. Lineage: Eukaryota; Fungi; Ascomycota; Sordariomycetes; Diaporthales; Diaporthaceae. The record is from RefSeq and is a predicted model, not a curated record. The transcript is spliced from 4 exons.